ACAUUUUCCAUACAUUCAAAAAUAAGCAAUUGUGUUCUUAAUUUGAAAAUCCAGUGUUAUACCAACCACCUACUUGCAGAGAUUCAUUGUGAUUUCGUGUAACUUUUGGAAAACAAUAAUAUUUUCGUGACAAGGAUAUCGAUCGUUCCAAUCACACUGACAAGUCGAGAUGAUUAGUAAGUAGGAAGGCUAGAUAGUGUGAGAAUACGUCGGACAGGUGUUGUGGUGAUACGGUGCGAUAUGGGCCGGGGUGGCGGCGCGGGCGCGUCACGUUCAGUUUCAGUCAGCUGCGCCCGCGCGACCGUCGCGCCGCACGAGCCAUGAGUAGCGGGAAGAGGAAGCUCUCCUUUCUCGGAUACGCACCGCCGAGCUUCGGCGGCUCCGAAGAUGAGGUCCGCUUGGACGAGGAGAUGGAGCAUGCAGUGUGGGGCGUGCAGGGAGACGCCGCCGCGCCCCCGCUGCCCGUGAAUACCGCCCCCCAGCGAGACCCGUCCGCCCCUGUGCCGGCAAGGCCUUCGGAGGACAGUCGUCACGUGCAGUUUGGGGCCAGCCACCCUGCAUCUUACCGGAGGCCUUCGCUCACGCGCGAGAAGCUCCGUAAGUUCUCGCUACAAGAGACCCGGUCGCCGCGCGUGCCCCCGCCCGCGCCCCCGCUCGGGGCGGCCGUCAGCAACCGAUCUGUCAACAACAACAAUAAUAACAACCCACAUUCGGUGUUCGUCCAGCUCGACGAGCUCCUAGGCGAAGAAGACGAGGCGGCGUGGACGCAGACUGCCCGAUGGAUCAAGUACGAGCAAGACGUGGAGGCGGCGGGGCGCUGGGGCCGGCCUCAUGUAGCGCCGCUCAGCUUCCACUCGCUGCUGAACCUGAGGCGCUGUCUGGAGCAGGGGGUUGUGCUGCUCGACUUGGAGGAGAAGGAUCUGCCAGGUAUCGCCACUCGAGUGACAGAGAAGAUGGUGUCAGAAGGCCUCAUAGAGGCGGAUGACCAGCAGCUGGUGAUCAGCUGUCUGCUGAAGAGGCACAAGCACGUACAUGAUGGCGGCUUCCGGUUCUCCAUUUCCGGCCGGAAACUCUCUUCGUACACUAGUCUACAGAGCCUGGUGGACCGGCGGCGCCGCAGCUCCGCGGCGACCACGGCGGCGGCGGCGGCGGCCGUGCAGGGCUCGCGCGACUCGCUGCGGCCCGCGCACAACGAGGGGCUCAUGCGGCGCAUCCCCGCCGGCGCCGAGGCCACCACCGUGCUGGUGGGCGCCGUGGGCUUCCUGCAGCAGCCCACCAUCGCCUUCGUGCGGCUCGCGGCCGGCCUGCACCUGCCCGGCAUCACCGAGGUGCCCGUGCCCGUGCGCUUCAUGUUCGUGCUGCUGGGGCCCACCGCCGCCGACCUCGAUUACCACGAGGUGGGCCGCUCCAUCUCCACGCUCAUGUCCAACCCCACGUUCCACGGCAUCGCGUACCGCGCCGAGGACCGCAGCGAGCUGCUGUCGGCCGUCAACGAGUUCCUGGACGACUCGCUGGUGCUGCCUCCCGGCGACUGGGAGCGCCAGGAGCUGCUGCCUGUGGAGGAGCUGCGCGCCAAGAGCGAGCGCAUCCGCCAGCGCCGCCGCGCCGCCGCCGCCGCCGCGCCGCCCCCGCCGCCCGCCGCGCCGCCCGCCGACGCGGAGAAGGCCGCGCUGCUGGAGGCGGAGGGCGCCAAGCCGCCGCCGGACGAGCCGCAGGACCCGCUGCAGGGCACGGGCCGGCCCUUCGGCGCCAUGCUGCGGGACAUGCGGCGCCGCUACCCGCACUACCUGAGCGACCUCCGCGAGGGGCUCACGGGGCAGUGCCUGGCCGCCGCCAUCUUCAUGUACUUCGCGGCGCUGUCGUCGGCCGUGACGUUCGGCGGGCUGCUGGCGCAGAAGACGGGCGGGCAGAUCGGCGUGCCGGAGACGCUGCUGUUCACGGCGGUGGGCGGCGUGGUGUUCGCGCUGGCGGCGGGGCAGCCGCUCAUGAUCACGGGCGCCACGGGGCCGCUGCUGCUGCUGGACGAGGCGCUGGCCGCCUUCUGCGCCUCGCAGGGCUUCGACCUGCUCACGGCGCGCUGCUACUGCGGCCUGUGGAUGCUGCUCAUCGGACUCACCGUGGCGGCCGUCGAGGGCAGCCGCGCUGUCAAGUUGAUAUCCAGGUUCACGGAGGACAUAUUCGCGCUGCUGAUCAGCGUGAUCUUCAUCUCGGAGCCGAUCACCAACAUCAUCAACGUGUACCGCGCUCACCCGCUCGGCCCCUCCUACUGCCACCUCUGCAACCAGACGGAAAACGGCACUGACUACGGCACCAAUACUACUACUAUAGCUCCGGAGAUCCCAGUGGGCCCGCAGCCGAACACGGCGCUGUGGAGCACGAUCCUGACGCUCGCCACCUUCACCAUCGCCUACUACCUGCGGAUAUUCCGCAACGGGAAGUUCCUGGGACGCAGUGCGCGCCGAGCAUUAGGCGACUUUGGAGUGCCGAUAGCCAUCGUGAUCUGCGUGGCUGCCUCAGUCCAGGUGCCAGUCUACACGGCCCUGCUCCGGGUACCCUCGGGCCUGAGCCCCACGGCUCCAAGACCCUGGCUGGUGCCCAUGAGUGAGGAGUUCAACAGCGUCCCGCUCUGGGCGGCGGCCGCCAUGCUACUGCCCGCCAUGAUGAUUUAUAUCGUCGUGUUCUUGGAGACACAUAUUGCUGAACUAAUCGUAUCAAAACCCGAGCGGCGUCUCCAGAAGAGCGGCGGCCUCCACCUGGACAUCGUGGUCCUAUCGGUGAUCAACUGCGUGUGCGGCGUGUUCGGCGCGCCGUGGCAGUGCGUGGCCACCGUGCGAUCCGUGAGCCAUGUGGCCGCGCUCACAGCCAUGUCCACCACGCAUGCGCCUGGUGAUAAGCCCCAUGUUAUUUAUGUCGCUGAGCAACGCGUGACGGGUCUGGUGGUGUCUCUCCUCGUAGGCCUGUCUGCUCUGGCGGGCGGGGUGCUGCGGCUGGUGCCUCUGUCGGUGCUGUUCGGAGUCUUCCUGUACAUGGGCAUCUCCGCGCUCGCCGGGAUCCAGCUGUGGGAGCGGACUAUACUGAUGUUGAAGCCGCCGAAGCACCAUCCGCCGGUGGUCUACGUCCGUCGGGUGCCCACUCUCCGCAUGCACCUCUACACCGCCGUCCAGAUCCUCGUCCUCAUCGGCCUGUGUGCGGUCAAGUGGUCGAGCAUCGGGCUGGCGCUGCCGCUGUGUCUGCUGCUGACCGUGCCGCUGCGACGCGCCUUGACCCCACUCUUCACGCCCUUGCAGCUUAGAGCGCUGGAUGGGGCACACCCGGAGAAAUUGGAUGAUGAACCAGAUUUCUACCAAGAAGCACCACUGCCGGGGUGAAUGACCUCGCCGCCAUAUUGUACCUAUUAUUAAUUAAUAAUGUUAACUCGAUGUUAAGAAUAAAUCUAUUUAUUUCUAGACUUAUUUAAGUACAUAAGUUACAAACAUA
Messenger RNA from Plutella xylostella (diamondback moth), 3477 nucleotides. RefSeq names its product anion exchange protein Ae2 (gene Ae2). Gene Ontology annotation, cellular component: plasma membrane. Gene Ontology annotation, molecular function: monoatomic anion transmembrane transporter activity; solute:inorganic anion antiporter activity. Lineage: Eukaryota; Metazoa; Arthropoda; Insecta; Lepidoptera; Plutellidae. Gene Ontology annotation, biological process: regulation of intracellular pH; transmembrane transport; monoatomic anion transport. The record is from RefSeq and is a predicted model, not a curated record.